This is a messenger RNA of Rhea pennata, 1629 nucleotides long. RefSeq names its product DAZ associated protein 1 (gene DAZAP1). Gene Ontology annotation, molecular function: mRNA binding. Gene Ontology annotation, cellular component: cytoplasm. NCBI's taxonomy places the organism in Eukaryota, Metazoa, Chordata, Aves, Rheiformes, Rheidae. The coding region runs from base 151 to 1380 and encodes 409 amino acids. The transcript is spliced from 12 exons. Gene Ontology annotation, biological process: central nervous system development; regulation of translation. The record is from RefSeq and is a predicted model, not a curated record.
GAGGGGGGCGGGGGACGGCUGGACGGCGAGGAGCUGCCCGCCCGCAGCCCGCGACCUUCCGCGGGUGCCGCCGCCGCUGCCGCCGGAGGAGGAGGAGGAGGAGGAGGAAGAGCCGGGCGCGGCCCCGGAUCCCGCUGAGGAGCCGCCGCCAUGAACAGCGUGGGAGGCGCCGACGAGAUCGGAAAACUGUUUGUGGGUGGCUUGGACUGGAGUACAACGCAAGAAACUCUUCGUAGCUACUUCUCCCAGUAUGGAGAAGUUGUAGACUGUGUAAUAAUGAAAGACAAAACGACAAACCAGUCUCGAGGAUUUGGAUUUGUCAAAUUUAAAGACCCCAACUGUGUUGGAACAGUACUGGCCAGUAGACCUCAUACGUUAGAUGGCCGAAAUAUUGAUCCAAAGCCAUGUACACCUAGGGGAAUGCAACCAGAAAGGACACGGCCGAAGGAAGGAUGGCAGAAAGGAUCCAGGAGUGAUAACAAUAAAUCAAAUAAAAUUUUUGUUGGUGGAAUUCCUCAUAACUGUGGUGAGACUGAGCUCAGGGAAUACUUCAAGAAAUUCGGAGUGGUCACUGAAGUUGUAAUGAUCUAUGACGCAGAGAAACAGAGGCCCCGAGGUUUUGGAUUUAUUACUUUCGAGGACGAACAAUCAGUGGACCAGGCUGUCAACAUGCAUUUUCACGACAUCAUGGGCAAAAAAGUGGAGGUGAAACGUGCAGAACCUCGUGAUAGCAAAAGCCAAACUCCAGGGCCACCAGGUGCCAGUCAGUGGGGAAGCAGGAUCAUGCCAAGUGCUGCCAAUGGCUGGGCAGGUCAGCCCCCUCCUACCUGGCAGCAAGGAUAUGGCCCUCAAGGGAUGUGGGUGCCAGCUGGACAGGCAAUUGGUGGAUAUGGACCACCUCCUCCAGGAAGAGGAGCUCCACCACCGCCACCACCAUUUACCUCAUACAUAGUCUCUACACCUCCUGGAGGAUUCCCACCUCCACAAGGAUUUCCACAGGGCUAUGGCACCCCUCCACCAUUUAGUUUUGGUUACGGUGCUCCACCUCCUCCACCUGACCAGUUUGCCCCACCUGGAGUACCCCCACCACCUGCCACUCCAGGGGCAACACCACUAGCUUUUCCACCACCACCACCACCAUCUCAGGCAACUCAGGACAUGAGCAAACCCCCAACUGCUCAGCCAGAAUUCCCUUAUAGUCAGUUUGGAUAUGGACAAGACUUGAGUGGUUUUGGACAAGGUUUCUCUGAUCCCAGCCAGCAACCCCCUCCCUAUGGAGGCCCCUCGGUGCAACCAUCAAGUGGCCCACCUGCAGGAGGAAGUGGUUUUGGACGAGGACAGAACCAUAAUGUGCAAGGAUUUCACCCCUACAGGCGCUAGCAUGUGCUGGCAAUCAGGGAAUUCUGUCCACAUGGGGAUAUCUGGUACCAGCUGAACCCAGGAAUCCCAGACUUCUGAACUUGUGACAAUCACAUACUUGAUGGAAGAAAAACCUAACAACAUUUUUUUGGGGGGUGGGGGAGAUGGCUUCUGAAGGCAAAGCUGUGGGUGUUUGGACUGCAGUUUUUAAAUAUUUUCCUUUCUCUAACCCAUCAGCACAAAUAAAGAAAAUGUCACUGGUUCAAACUA